Molecule: messenger RNA, 492 nt
Organism: Dentiscutata erythropus
Lineage: Eukaryota; Fungi; Glomeromycota; Glomeromycetes; Diversisporales; Gigasporaceae
Source: the annotation of a GenBank genome assembly
AUGAAUGAGACAGCUUCUGGUGAUUAUAUUGAAGGUCGCGGAUUUCAUUCUGCUGUUUUAGCUCGAGAUUCAAAAAUUAUAAUAUAUGGUGGCUCAAUAUCAAACAAGGCCAAAGCAGUAACACCAGUUCUUGCGAUGUUAGAUAUUAACAUUUAUCCAUUUAGAUGGACAAAUCUUAAUAACUUUACCGUUGAUGCACCAUCACCAUCACUUACAUGUCAUUCCGCAACUUUGUAUGAUGAUUUUAUGAUCAUUACAUUAGGAAGAUUUACAGUUUAUAAUAUCGAGGUUUUAAAUAACAAAACUUAUAUUUUUGACACAUUAAAUUAUAAAUGGGUCAAAAAAUUGAAUAGGAGAAAUCAACUUACUCCUUUAAAGAUCUUUGCAAUCGUAAUUAGUGCAGUUGUACUUUUUGCUGCAAUAGUCUUAAUGGUGGUAUUUCGGUGGAAGCGUAAAGUGGGAAUACAAGAUGAUCGUCUUAGUAAUUUUUAA